AUGAACACCGAAAAGGCUCACACGUUCGACAUCAGGGCGGCUGCGGAGGGAAUUAUUGGCAAUGGGUCUUUUACCACAGACUGGACUGGCUUCCAGUUCCAAGCCAACUCGACAAACGCAGUCAUCAACGAGCUCCGAUUCGCCACAUCCAAGACGGUACGGCAGUCGGCCAUUAUUCUCGCCAGCUUCAACGCAGUGGUAGGAUUGAUCCUGGCUGUGGGAAUUUUCGCAGACUGUUACUGGUCCGCCAAGAGGGCCGAUCCCAAAAUGAGAUUCAGAACAUCCAUGUACAAAAUAAUAGGGCCCAUGAACAUUUUCCCCUUUAUUUUGGCAAUUGGCAUCAUUGUUCAAGGGACCAUUACUGCCGUCGAGCAAAGUAAGGGCAUGUCAGGACUGCUGAUCCUUGGCUGUACGCCCAUCUCACAAGUCAUGCUGCCUACCAUAUUUAUUGUACCAUAUAUUCAGCUUGUCUUUGGCGUGGAGACUGCAGUGCGUGCUUUUCGGCGACGGGCAUUCGACAGUUUUGGCAAGUGGACGAUCUCCGUCUGCGUCGCCCUGGUCGUUGUCUCUCUGGCUGCCACGUAUGCAGUCACUCGCGUGGUGCAGCCGCCCAACUUUUGCUUCGCCUCCCUGUUUUGGUUUGUGCAAAAGUAUCGCGUUGCGUGCUUCGGCCUCUUCAUCUCCAUAUCCGGUAGUCUGUUGCUGGGCAGCAUCAUCACGUUCGCACGACUAUAUCGAGGCACUUCAGGCGGUGCUAUUGAGAGAAUUGCGGCCUCACGCAUGGUCUACUACAUGUGUAUUGGCGCGAUCACAAAUAGCGUCGCGAUCCCAUUCUUUGCCAGUCUGACUCUCCGUGACGACAUGGAGGUCUCACAGCUGCGUGGCCAGCUCGAGAUGGCCGCCAUGGUGGCUACAAACCUGACGGCCCUGACAAAUGGCGGCCUCUACGUCUUCUUGCGUACCUGUCACAGCAGCAACAUUGGCCGCAAGGGCUAUUUUGAGAUGGACCGUGAGAAGAAACAGAAACAGCAGGAGCAGACAAGGAAGCGACAGAUGCGCAAGUCGCCCAUGACGGAGACGUACACAAACCAGAUCGAACAGCCCGUCUCGCCUCCGCCCCGCGUAUAUCAGCCAUAUUCACCUGCAGACACAAACCGCGAGAGCAUGAUUGCGGAGAGCCAAAUUGGUCUCGCACAGACAAUGAGCGGGACAGGAGCGCAAAGCGUUACAGGCUCACCGCGAAAGGUUCACACUCGCAAGGCGUCGUAUAGUGUGUUCCCACAGCAGCAGCCGCAGCAGACUCCCGCGCUGAACCCCAAGCCUCUGUCGGUUUUGCCCGCCGCUACAUACACUCCGCCAACUCUGGCUCGCGGCGACAGCGCCGAGGUAAAUGACGAGGACAUUGAAGCCAUGGAGUAUGACAUUAUGAGACGAGACAUAUCGAGCCUGCUGCCGCCACCAGUGCUUAUGCCUGGUUUCGUACCGAGCCACCAGCGAGACUCCUCCAUGGCCUCCUCGGCGACGGUGCAGAUUGGUCUGCGACUGUCCAACGUCAACGACAUGCCCACCCGCGGCGUCGCAGGCACAUCGUACCUGCAGGAGCGCGCCCCCACGCCCCGACCCACGUCGUCUAUCUAUCCCAAAUCCAUCAUUGCCCCGCUCGCCGCGGGUGCUAAUGGACUGGCGGCGGCGGCAGCGGCACUGCAGGACGUCGACUCAUCCCCGCGCCGCACCUCAGUGAGAGUUGGCAGCAGCGUCUGGGUCGACCCCGCCAAGCAGCUGCCGCCAGCACCGCUGCAGCCGGCCAAAGCCAAAAAGGAACGUAAGGCGGCCAAGGGGCGUGAAAGCCAGAUGCUCCUCAGCCCCAUGGUGUACAGCCCCGAAGGCCCGGGCAACAGCACGACCAUGCCGAGUCCGUCAGACAAGGAUCCGCGGAUGUCGCCGUUGGACGAGACUGGAUCGGCAACGAAAAAGCGACCCUCGGAAUGGAUUUAG
Messenger RNA from Akanthomyces muscarius, 1995 nucleotides. RefSeq lists its product as uncharacterized. The record is from RefSeq and is a predicted model, not a curated record. The transcript has 4 exons. Lineage: Eukaryota; Fungi; Ascomycota; Sordariomycetes; Hypocreales; Cordycipitaceae. Bases 1 to 1995 code for a protein of 664 amino acids.